Molecule: messenger RNA, 1047 nt
Organism: Vicugna pacos (alpaca)
Lineage: Eukaryota; Metazoa; Chordata; Mammalia; Artiodactyla; Camelidae
Gene: KGD4
Product: alpha-ketoglutarate dehydrogenase subunit 4
Biological process (GO): 2-oxoglutarate metabolic process
Cellular component (GO): oxoglutarate dehydrogenase complex
Molecular function (GO): oxoglutarate dehydrogenase (succinyl-transferring) activity
Source: RefSeq, a predicted model, not a curated record
CGCGCCUCCCCGUGACGUCACAGGCCAGGCCCGCCCCCAGCCGCCCAAGGACUCCUGUUAUAGCCGCUGCCCGCUAGCGCCCCGGAAGCUGCGCCUUCUCGAGGGUCAUGAUGGGCAGCAAGAUGGCGUCUGCUAGCAGGGUCGUUCAGGUAGUCAAGCCACAUACUCCAUUAAUAAGGUUCCCUGACAGAAGGGACAAUCCUAAACCCAAUGUAUCAGAAGUUUUAAGAUCAGCAGGACUACCAUCUCAUUCUGCAAUUUCACAGCAUUCUAAGGGAAGUAAGUCACCAGACUGGCUGAUGAAUCAGGGCCCACCAGACAGUGCAGAGAUGAUAAAAACAUUACCUCAGAAGUACAGAAGGAAACUUGUGUCUCAAGAAGAAAUGGAAUUUAUCCAACGUGGAGGUCCAGAAUAAUCACCGAGACUGUGGCUGCUGUUUGUCAUCAGACAACAGAAUAGUCUUUACAAUAAAGGACUUCCAAAAUGACAAAUGAGAAAUUAUAAAUUAAACAACUUUAAUAAAUAUCGUGUAAAAAAAAAAAAGAAGUAUAGAAGAUUUAGAUGGACUCUUGUAUCUCCUAAUUUAUGUAUCUUGGUCAGCUUCUGCACAAGCUUGCCUGAUUGUUUAUAUACUUUAUACUUAUUAAAGUAUACAUUUUAAAAUGUUAUUAAUUUACUCUUGAUUAUCAAGUAUUACCAGUGUUGAACUAUUAAAAGCACACGAUGUCUAGUGAACUAUCAUAGGUUUCCUAUAACCUCUACUUUUCUUCAGGUUUCUAUUCAGACAUGGAAGGAGUAUAUCAGGCAGAAUUGCUGCUUUCUGGAAGUGAUUUUCCUGAAAUUGGAUGAGGAUCAGUGAAAUAAUGACUCCAUUAUUUGUUCUUAAUCCUCUUAACAUACAUCCAUUCACAAAGUUACUGGAGUAUAACUGGCUUAAUAAGCAUAUCCUGCUCUAAAUGAUAAAAGUAUAGCCAUGGUAAAAUGGGUGACUGUGGUAUUAAGACUAGGGGGUUAACACAACCUCCCUACGUUGAGUUUAUUGUUCA